AUGAAAAAAGCACACAAAUACGAUUUGCGAAGGCGCGUACCAGAAAAGGCGCAUACCGGCAGCGAAGAAGAGUCAUCGGCUGAAAGUUCCAUGGACGAGUCAAGACAACUAGAGGGAGCAAGUGCAGAUAGCAUGAACGCCAUAAUUGCAACGUUAAACGCACUCAGGGCUUCAGUGGAGGAGUUAAGGAACAGCACAGUGGAAAGUCAGAGGGAUAUAAUUCGUUUACGGGAAGAAAUUCAACCUCAAAGCGUCGUGGAACAAGUGCAGCCAGCACAGAGUGAGCCAAGACAAGUCAUGUCACCACAGGAGGAGGCCAGCCAGGUCGUGCCAGCUACGGAUGUGAGAGUGAAGUUAUAUGACUUACCGACAUUUAAUGGCAAUGUGGAAGAGUGGCCACUGUUUCGUGCGAACUUCGACGAUACAACAGCGAUUUUUAAGUAUAGCAAUAGGCAGAAUUUGAUGCGCCUACAGAAGUGUCUCAUGGGUCCGGCAAAGGAGGCGGUAGCAUCAAUGCUAAUCUACCCGAAUGAUGUGCCAACCGUGUUAAGCGAACUCGAAUUUAGAUUUGGAAGGCCAGACAUGCUUGUAAAAUGUCAAAUUAGCAAAUUACAACAGUUUCCACUAAUCUCCGAGACCAAGCCCGACCAAAUUGUUUUAUUCUCCUCAAGAGUGCGUAAUGUGGUAGCAUUCUUGAAGUCGGCAAAGUGUCAGCAGCACUUAGCAAAUGUUACUUUAUUGGAGCAAAUGGUGGGUAAAUUACCUCAGGCGCGACAAUUUGAUUGGGCAAGGCAGGCGGCGACCAUACAGCCGUACCCGACGGUAGAAGAUUUUUCAAAGUGGCUUAGCGAGUUGGCUCGAAUAGCUUGCUUAAUGCCUACAGCAAGCACCUCGAGUACAAGGGUAAAUGCGCCGACAGCUAACCCUCGGCGGUUGAUGCACAUAGAACGUGCAAUAGAGUGCUAUAAUUGCAGCGGCAAUCAUUCAGUUUUCCAAUGCGAACAGUUCAAGAAGAUGGGUGUGCAAGACCGAUGGGAGCUGGUGAAAACGCUCCAACUUUGCUUCUCGUGCUUGCGAAAAGGACAUUGUACGUUAAAAUGUCGAUCUCGGAAAAGGUGCAAUGUAAAUGGGUGCCAACGGUACCACAAUCCGUUACUACAUGGUGAAGAAGCAAAAACUCAACCGGUACUUAAAGCUACACAAACAAAUGAGACAGCGCAGCCCAUAUUAAACUGUCGCCUAACACAAAGCACGUGCGGGCAACUGUUCAAGAUGUUACCGGUCAACAUUUAUGGCCCCAACGGAAAGCGAGAAGUGUUAGCGAUGUUUGAUGAAGGUUCAUCAAUAUCGAUAAUGGAAGAAAAGGUCGCCAAACAAAUCGGUGCCAAGGGUAAAGCACGUCCGCUAACGCUUCAGUGGUACGAUGACAAAGUAGUCACCGAACAAGCAUUGAAACUAAAUAUUGAAAUCGAAAAUCGCUUAGAUAUGACCAAAUUUUUAUUGAAAGAUGUGUUUACUGUGAAAGAACUGAAUUUGCCAGAGCAGUCUUUGCAGAAGGAGGACUUCGAGCACUUGAAACACUUGCCGCUCAUAAAUUACCACGCUGCGAAACCGGUUUUGUUGAUUGGACUGAAACACGCUUAUUUGGGUGCCACGUCUACAGCAGUGCAAGCUGGCAUCGAUAGUCCAAUGGCAAUUAAAACUCCAUUAGGGUGGGUCGCGUAUGGCCCUACUAAGUCGCCGUUGGCUGUAAGUCCUCGCGUCAUGCUCAUCAAAGGCUACCAACAGCUUCAAAACUUGGUCGAGGAGUAUUUCGCAACCGACAGCUUCGGUACCAAUCCGGUAUCCCUCAAACUGGAAUCAGAAGAAGACGAACGAGCGCGAUUAAUUCUGGAGCAGACCACCAGACGAGUCGGCGACCAGUUUGAAUGCGGUCUACUGUGGAAAGGGUAUCCAACAAAUCUACCUAGUAGCAGGGCGAUGGCGGAAAGGCGUCUGAUGUCUGUUGAGAGACAGAUGAAAUGCAACGUAGAGUUUGGUAAGCGAUAUAGGCACGAGAUGGCAAAAUACGUAGACAAGGGUUACGCCAGGAAGUUGGGUAGCGUCGAACUUGCCGCGACACAUCAACACGUUUGGUACUUGCCCCAUUUCGCGGUCCUUAACCCCCACAAGCCAGAUAAAGUGCGAAUCGUUUUUGAUGCCGCAGCCAUGGUAGACAACGUAUCGCUGAACUCAGCUCUUUUAAAGGGGCCAGAACAAGCGCAGCCGUUAAUACGGAUAUUAUUACAGUUUCGCCAGGGGCGAGUCGGAGUGUCAGCCGACAUACGCGAAAUGUUUUCGCAGAUCAGAAUACGUCCAUCUGAUCAACACGCUCAACGGUACCUAUGGCGAGAUGGAGAUGCAAGUCAACCGAUUGAGGAAUACGCGAUGACAUCGUUAAUAUUUGGUGCUGUGUGUUCACCAUGUAUAGCAGAGCACGUUAAAAAUAAAAACGCCGAAGAUUUCCGAGCUGAGCUUCCUGCCGCCGCCUCCGCAAUUAUCACUAAGCACUACGUCGACGACUUAGUGGCCAGUUUUGACACACCACAACAAGCCGUAAAGAUCAGCCGCGAGAUUGUCCAUAUUCAUAUGAAAGCGGGAUUCGAGUUGCGGAACUUCAUUUCCAAUUGCAUCGGGGUGGAAGAAAGCAUGAACCAAACAUCGCCAGCAGUUAGAGAAGCAGUCAGCAUGGAACGUGGUGAAACAACAGACAAGGUGCUCGGGCUAUUCUGGAACACCAACAAUGACACGUUCGAAUUUCACACGAAAUUUCAUCGCGUUCCAAAAGAGGUACUUGACGGAACACGCGCACCAACGAAGAGAGAGCUACUGCGAAUCGUAAUGGCAGUUUUUGACCCGUUCGGUAUGUUGGCGGACUAUUUACUUUUUACUAAAAUUUUAAUUCAGGAGACGUGGAAACACGGAAUCGCUUGGGAUGACGUUUUGCCGCAGGAACUAAGCAAGAAAUGGGUACGCUGGUGGCAAGAGUUCCAUAAUGUUCAGCAGUUCAAGAUGCAGCGCUGUUAUUCUCCGUACAUUUUCGAUGGUGGGCGAGUGGAAGUACACAUCUUCGUCGACGCAAGUCAAGUAGCGUUCGCAGCAGCUGGGUAUGUUCGCGUGGUUCACGGAAGCGAAAUCGACGUCAGCUUCAUAAUAGGGAAGACGCGCACUGCACCGGCGAAGCUACUAUCCGUCCCAAGGCUAGAACUACAGGCAGCGGUAUUGGGUGCACGACUAGCCAAAAUGAUACGCGACUGCCUUGAAUUUACAGCCGAGCGAGUAAUUUUUUGGAGCGACUCCCAAACGGUUUUGCAAUGGCUGAAUUCGUCAAAGCGGAAGUAUAGAGCAUUCGUUGCUCACCGAAUAGCAGAGAUCCUCAGCACGACAGCCCAGGAACAGUGGCGCUGGGUACCGACUUGUCACAAUCCAGCAGACGUAGCCACGCGUUCUUCAAAUACGCCGAAGUUUGACAACAAUAGCUGCUGGGUUAAAGGUCCGGCAUUUUUGAAGCUCGAUGAGGAGUAUUGGCCUACUACAACAGUAAACGCAGCAUCCGUUUUGCCAGAGGAAGUCAAGUCCGACAUCCUACUUCUCGUUCAGCCAAGCAACACCUUAAUUGACUUUUCGAAAUUUAAUUCAUUUUCAAAGCUAAAACGGACCAUAGCCUGGGUCAUAAGAGCAGCAACUCUAUUCCGUGCGAAACCACAUGCAAAGUCACAACCACCAUCAAUUCUCACUGCAGCAGAGUUACAAAAGGCCGAAUAUACCAUAAAUCGAACCGUACAGCGAGAAUGUUUCCCGAGCGAAAUAGCAGAUCUGACAGCGGCGCGGAA
This is a messenger RNA of Rhagoletis pomonella (apple maggot), 3872 nucleotides long. RefSeq lists its product as uncharacterized. The transcript has a single exon. Gene Ontology annotation, molecular function: nucleic acid binding. Lineage: Eukaryota; Metazoa; Arthropoda; Insecta; Diptera; Tephritidae. The record is from RefSeq and is a predicted model, not a curated record. The annotation marks the transcript as partial.